This is a messenger RNA of Cyphellophora europaea CBS 101466, 1143 nucleotides long. RefSeq lists its product as uncharacterized. The record is from RefSeq and is a predicted model, not a curated record. The transcript has a single exon. Bases 1 to 1143 code for a protein of 380 amino acids. Lineage: Eukaryota; Fungi; Ascomycota; Eurotiomycetes; Chaetothyriales; Cyphellophoraceae.
AUGAAACUUACGAUUGUUUGCCUCGUUGCCUUACUGAGGGCGACGCAAGCUUCGGCUUCUCCACCGCCGGGCUACCAGUGCCAAGAUUUCUCGGUCGACGUUGCUGUCAACAACGUCACCACGAUUGUUCCGCCCCUUCCAAUCAUCGAAACGCAAGAGCAAGCAACAUCUUACGUUAACGAGCUUGUGCGCCGAGAUGCGCCCACGGUGCAGCCUGUCUUCACUAGCCUCAGCAAAACCUUCAUGGUCAGUGGGGAGUGGUGUGCUCCAGUAGAAAAGGGCCUCAAAAGCUCAACUCUGCAAAUUCUCACCCACGGCUACGGCUUUAAUCGCUCGUACUGGGACUUCCGUCUCGAUCCAACCGAUGCACAGUAUAGCUACAUCGAUGCUGCCACGACUGCAGGGUACAGCGUCCUGUCUUACAACCGUCUUGGCCACGCGCCGUCGUCUAUUCCCGAUCCAUACACCGAGCUACAGGCUCCUGUCGAAGUAGACGUUCUUGUGACGCUCACGCGCAUGGUCCGUGAAGGUGCCAUCCCUGGUCUUGCCAUACCAGACAAGGUAAUACACGUCGGUCACAGCUACGGGUCCGCGUUAACCAUUGGUCUGGCGGAAGUUGCGCCGUCUCUGUCCGAUGGUCUUGUUAUCACUGGCUGGAUUCAAGUCCCCGACUUUGCCGGAUACUUCCUAUCGUCGACAGCCUUCACUAUAGCCAGCGAUGCAGAGCCCUCGCGUUUCCCUGCCGACACCUAUUCGAAAGGUUAUGUUACAUGGCCGUCCGAGGCGGCCAAUCAGUUCGCUUUCUUUGCGUACCCGAACUUCGAAGCAGCUGCUUUGACUGAAGCUGAAGCCACUAAGCAUCCGCUCGCUCUCAAUGAGUUUCUGAGUCAGGGCUUGAUCGGUGCCCAAGCCCCUGAAUUCGAAGGCCCAGUGCUCUUCCUUGUUGGUGAGAGGGAUCAAAUUGCAUGUGGAUACAACUGCACCGGUUUAAUUGGACCAGGAAGUCCGGCUGCAAUGACAUUCAACGCGACAAGAAGCUUCGAGUGGCAGAUUCAUCCGGAGGUUGGACAUGCGUUGAACUUGCACAAGAACGCCACCGCCGCGUAUGACAUCAUUUCUGAGUGGAUUGGCCGGCGUACUUGA